Polypterus senegalus (gray bichir) is the source of this 3109-nucleotide messenger RNA. It is a transcript of the gene pyroxd2, whose product is annotated as pyridine nucleotide-disulphide oxidoreductase domain 2. The transcript has 16 exons. Gene Ontology annotation, molecular function: oxidoreductase activity. The coding region runs from base 232 to 1977 and encodes 581 amino acids. Lineage: Eukaryota; Metazoa; Chordata; Cladistia; Polypteriformes; Polypteridae. The record is from RefSeq and is a predicted model, not a curated record.
UACACUUUGCUCGGAAGGGGCCCAGUGCCUUGCUGAGAGGGAAGACUUGCUGACAACGGAAUCUUUAAUCGAAGAUUCUUCUUUGAUUCUUGCAAGGAGCCGAUGAUGGCCUCAGUGGAUUGCCUGUAGCUAACUGCCCGCGUGAAACUUAAAAAAACCACCCAUAAAGAACAGUCUGCCCUGAUUGAGGGUGUUUCAUGGAAGGCGGAGCGCAGCUCUGAGUUGAACAGAAUGGCAGGCGUCUGGUGUUGCAGAGCUGAGAAGGCGUUUGUUGUGUGUUCCACUACUUUAGCACGUGGCAACCAUUCCACAGCUCCUAAACUGGAGUAUGACGCUGUGAUUAUUGGAGCAGGUCACAAUGGCCUGGUGGCAGCAGCAUACCUCCAAAAAGCAGGCAUCAACACUGCAGUCCUUGAACGGAGAAAGGUGAUUGGUGGAGCUGCUGUGACAGAGGAGAUUGUCCCAGGAUUCAAGUUCUCCAGAGCAUCGUAUCUACUCAGUUUGCUGAGGCCUCAAAUAUAUAAAGAUUUGGAAUUGAAGAAACAUGGUCUUAAAGUGUAUCUGCGCAAUCCUCAUUCGUUUACACCAUUGCUGGAAGAGGGGACAGCCGCUCAUCCUCCUCGAUCUUUGCUUCUGGGAGAUGACAUGGCUGAGAACCAACAUCAGAUCAGUGUGUUCUCAAAAAAAGAUGCCAAAGCAUACCCCUUGUACCAGACCCACAUGGAAAAGAUUGCCAAUGCAAUUGAGCCUUUACUCGAUGCCCCUCCUGUAAAUAUAGCAGGCAUUUUUUCUGGGGCACUAAAGGAAAAAUUGGUUGCACUAAGAACGUUCAUGCCACUUCUACAGACUGGAAGAAGACUUGGAAAGAGCAUUCCAGAUUUCUAUGAACUUUUAACAGCACCAACAACUAAAAUUUUAAAUCGCUGGUUUGAUUCAGAGCCCCUAAAAGCUACUCUUGCUACAGACUCCUUGAUUGGUGCAAUGCUUACGCCUAGCACACCAGGAAGUGGGUAUGUGCUUUUACAUCAUGUUAUGGGAGAGAUUGAAGGGACUAAAGGUGCAUGGGGUUAUGCAGAAGGAGGAAUGGGUGGUGUAUCAAAAGCAAUUGCCAAUUCAGCCCAGGCUCAUGGUGCAUCAAUCUUCACUGAAAAGGCCGUGCAGCAGAUUCUGGUGAAUGACGAUGGCAGAGUUAAAGGGGUGCUUCUAAAAGAUGGAACAGAGGUUCACAGUAAAGUGGUUCUUUCCAAUGCCACUCCACAUGUGACCUUCAGGGAGCUUACGCCUCAGAAUUUCCUGCCUCCGGAGUUCACUAAAGCUGUUUCUCAGAUUGACUAUUGUUCUCCUGUCACUAAAAUUAACGUUGCUGUUGAUAAAUUACCAAAUUUCCGAGCUGUUCCAAACUGUCCCAAGGAGAAGCCUGGGCCUCAUCAUCAGUGCUCAAUCCACCUAAAUUGUGAGAAUAUAGAUGUUUUAGAGAAGGCUUACCAGGAUGUCACCAAGAAUCUUCCUUCUGGCAGGCCUGUUAUUGAGAUGUGCAUUCCAUCCUCUCUGGACCCCACACUGGCUCCUCCUGGGUGUCACGUGAUAUCUCUCUUCACUCAGUACACUCCUUACUUGUUACACGGGGAGAGACAUUGGACUGAGGAGGACCGAAAUGCCUAUGCUGAUACAGUAUUUGAUUCGAUUGAACAGUAUGCACCAGGUUUCAAGCGUUCAGUGGUGGGGAGAGAAGUCUUGACACCACAGGAUCUGGAGAGCAUUUUUGGACUGACGGGAGGGAACAUUUUUCAUGGUGCCAUGUCUCUGGAUCAACUCUACUUUUCAAGACCUUUAACCUUAUAUUCAAACUAUCGUUCCCCAGUCAAAGGCCUCUAUUUAUGUGGCAGUGGCUCACAUCCAGGUGGAGGAGUCAUGGGUUCAUCUGGCAGAAAUGCAGCAUGCACAGUCAUCUCUGACUUCAAGAAAAGUAAAAAAUAAGGAGUAUGAAGCAGCAUAUAUUCUCAAGAUGACAAAGAAUAACAUUUAUUUCUUUACCACAUUUUCAUACAAAGGAUGUACCUUAAAAUGUUUUACAAGAUGACAAAGAACAAAAUAAGAAAACAAAACAAACAAAUAUUUAAACAUUACAUACAAAAAAAUUAGAUAAGAAUAAAUAAGUAUGUAUUUACCUAACACAAAUAUGCAAGUAAUAGAAAAAAAUAGACAACUGGUUUUGUUUUUAAUUCUCUAAAGUCUGAUGAUAUGGUCACAUAGCCGGGGAGACAGAAUAAAAUAAUAAUAAAAAAAAAAAACAACUCAAAUCUACAUGGAGUUCCAACACCAAAAGACCACUUAGCCCUUACUGGGUGUUCUACAGUCCAUGGAGGUGUCCAUUUUCAGGGCACUCUUGGCCAAGCUCUUUCUCUUUACCUUCCCAGCAUAUUUAGGCCAGGGGACAAUAGCACAGAGUGCCAGAAAGAUGCAAAGAAAACACACACAAGCAGUGAUUAGUGACCAGCCUAUAAAACAGCAAAUGCAAUUACAUUUAAUGAAAAAUAACCAAUUUCUUCCUCCCCUCAGGAAAAAGUACUAGUGAUUCAAGGAAGAAAACCAGAAUAAAGAGGUGCAUUUUUAUGAUUAUUUUUAAGUGUUCUGUGUAGUGGUCUAGCAUAUCUCAAAUGGUGGAGUAUUCCAGAUUUUUGGUGUGUAGAAGUAGAAAGCUGCCUUACCAAUUCUUUUAUUCUUCACUCUCGGAAUAUUAAGUAAAACAGUGUGAGAGGAUCUGAGAUUACUAUUAGGAAUGUAAGGGGACUAGCAGUCCAAAUUAAAAGAUUGUUUAUAGCCGUGUAUACAAUUAAAGGUAUUUUAAAAUCAACCCCAAAGGACAUUUAUUGACAUUUACUAAGCUUCAUGCAGCUUGUUGAUAUAGGUAUGUGCUUCCAGUCCUGUGCUAUUCUUUGCUUAAGUUUUUAUUUCUUGAUGUAUGCCACUGCACCUUGGCUGGACAAUAUAUAUUGACUUUUUGUUUUGAUAUAUAAGAAAAAUCAAUAUGCAAAACCAAUACUGCAAUGUACUACCGUUUUAUUUCAUUGCCAGUACUUCUUCAGAACUAAAUAAAAAAUAAAAUCCA